Molecule: messenger RNA, 441 nt
Organism: Owenia fusiformis
Lineage: Eukaryota; Metazoa; Annelida; Polychaeta; Sabellida; Oweniidae
Source: the annotation of a GenBank genome assembly
GAAAAUUUUGAUAUGCCGGAUGUAUGGCUUCAGGAACAAUGUACAGUAUGAAGUACGAUUGCAAAGGAAUCAUCAGUUCACACAUGAAUGUGUAGAAGAUUUGCCAACAAUAUCAAAAUGUAACUUAUCGCAGUACGGUGUAGUUUUGGAUUUAAUUUGUGGACAUGUUGCUAUAGUUGCAUCUAACGAGAUAGAAAAGGAAACUCCUGUUAUGCACGAAGUCACCCCUAAUAUCACCAUCAGAUACAACGCCAUCUAUAUAUUGAUAAUUAAUUUGAUAUCAUCACCAAUGAAAAGGCGUUGGUCGGCUUAGAAACAUAUUGUACUUCAAAAGUAGUCUCCAAAUUAGUUUCACUGGUAACCAAAAUGUACUUAGGAUUUAUGAUUAUGGUUUCAAACUAUUUAUAAAGAUCAUUGAGAAAUAGGAGGGCACAAUUAAGA